CAUCCAUCCUCUUCAUCCCCUCUCCCAUAUACCCGGCCCAGCGAUCAUGGCAGGCGUCGACCCCGUGGCCGCCGCCGCGCUCUCCUCGGCGCCCUACUCCGCGUCCGACCUCGCCGCCCUCGCCUCCAGCCUCGCGACUGUGCCCACGGAAACGCUCCGCGCCGCCCUCGAGGCAUGUUCGGUGCCCUCGCGCUCGCCCCUCGCCGUAUUCACAAACUGGGCGCGCACAUUCGAGUGCCGCCCGCAGCGCGUCUUCGCGCCUACGACCCCGCUCCAGUGCCGCCAGAUUGCCGAGCUGGCGCGGCGCGACGGCGCCACCGUGCAUCCCGUUGGCGUGGGGCAUUCGCCUUCCGACCUUGGGUGCACAAACGGAUGGCUGGUGCGCAUGGAGGGCGUGCAGGGGACGUUGGAUAUUUCCCACACUGAUCGCACGGCGACGUUUCAGGCCGGCACGACGCUGCAUGCCGUCCACGCCUCCCUGGCUGCCGCGCAGCCGCCACUCGCCCUCCGCAACAUUGGGAGCAUCAGUGACCAGACGAUCGGCGGCCUGAUCAGCACGGCGACGCACGGCUCAGGCGUGACAUACCCGGUCAUCUCGGCGGACGUGCGCUCACUCGUCCUCAUCCUCCCGCUGCCCGGCGCGCCAGUUGUACGCGUGUCGCGCGAGGCGGACCCCGCGCUCUUCGCCGCCUCGCAGUGCGGCCUCGGCGCAACCGGCCUCAUCCUCGCGGUCGAGAUCACCGUCGAGGACGCCUACCGCCUCGAGGAGGUCAAGGAUGUAUACGGCGUCGACGAGGUUAUUGACAGCCUGGACGAGAUUAGCUCGUCUGCCCAGCAUGUCCGUGUCUGGUGGUACGCCAGUGGCGGCAUGGUCGUAGCCCGUGCCAACAGGACAUACAUGCCUGCCAACCCCCAACCAAGCCUCAUGGGCCACAUCCUCGGAUACCACGUCACACAGUUCCUCCUCUUUGUUAGCCGCUUCUGGCGCAACUUUACACCAUAUGUCGGCAAGUGGGCGUGGUGGCUCGCUGGGCGGCAUAGUGUGACCGUUGACGACGGGUACAAGGUCUUCAAUUUCGACUGCCUCUUCCCGCAAUACACGUCCGAGUGGGCACUCGACGCUGCCGCCGCCGCCGACUGCCUCCGUGCGCUCCGCGACUAUGUCGCUGAGGAGACAGCCGACCCCAACGGACAGCGCGUCCACUUCCCCGUCGAGAUUCGGUGGAGCGCGCCUGACGACAUUCCCCUUUCGCCCAGCUACGGGCGGCGCACAUGCUGGAUCGGCGUCGUCACAUACAGACCAUACGGGCUGCCCGUGCCCUACCGGGUCUUCCAGACGCGCUUUGCGCAGAUCUGCGCAGCGCACGGUGGCCGUCCUCACUGGGCAAAGGAGCACUGGCUCGCGCCAAAGGAUGUCGAGGAGACGUACGAGCGUUUCCCCGAGUUCCGGUCGGUGCUGCAGCGCGUUGAUCCUCAGGGUGUGCUCCGCUCCGAGUAUGUCAGGAGGCACAUUCUUGGCGAGGACUUGCCGUUGCGCAUGUUCAAGCGGCGCCCGUGAGAGAGGGUGGUGGUGGCGUGUAGUAGAAUACAUAGACUUUUAAUGGUUACAGGAUUGGGUAUGGGGAUGCGGGUUACCAUUAUGUCACUUGGUAUCAUCA
This is a messenger RNA of Cutaneotrichosporon oleaginosum, 1658 nucleotides long. RefSeq lists its product as uncharacterized. Gene Ontology annotation, cellular component: membrane; mitochondrion. Lineage: Eukaryota; Fungi; Basidiomycota; Tremellomycetes; Trichosporonales; Trichosporonaceae. The record is from RefSeq and is a predicted model, not a curated record. Gene Ontology annotation, molecular function: D-arabinono-1,4-lactone oxidase activity; FAD binding.